Diatraea saccharalis (sugarcane borer) is the source of this 1095-nucleotide messenger RNA. Lineage: Eukaryota; Metazoa; Arthropoda; Insecta; Lepidoptera; Crambidae. The record is from the annotation of a GenBank genome assembly.
AUGUUGACGAUGGAGACGGACUUGAAAGGCGGCAGCCUGCACGCCACCGUGCCGCCGCACCACGCGCUGCAGCAUGGCUACGGCUCGCUGGGUGCGCUCGGUGGCAUGAUGGCCCUGCCGCAACAACAACCCUUGACCCAACACCAGCCGUUGCAUCAUCAACAAUUACCGCAGCACCACGCGCAGCCUCCACAGCCGCACCACCAGCCUCCUAAUAACAACAACAAUAAUACCAGUAAAAAUUCAAAUACUGACCGAGUGAAGCGUCCAAUGAAUGCAUUCAUGGUGUGGUCGCGUGGACAGCGCAGGAAGAUGGCUUCUGACAAUCCUAAGAUGCAUAAUUCUGAAAUUUCAAAACGUCUUGGUGCACAGUGGAAAGAUCUCUCUGAAUCUGAGAAACGACCAUUCAUUGACGAGGCGAAGAGACUUCGAGCCGUUCAUAUGAAGGAACAUCCAGAUUACAAAUAUAGACCAAGAAGGAAGACGAAGACACUCGCUAAAAAGCAAGAAAAAUAUCCGUUAGGAGGUGGAGCAUUAUUAGGCACUGGAGAUGCUCAACGUACCUCUGCACCGACGGCUCAACAACCACGCGAUGUGUAUCAAAUGACACCAAAUGGAUACAUGCCUAACGGAUACAUGAUGCAUGACCCUAGUGCAUACCAACAGCAAGCAUACGGUUAUCCGCGUUAUGAUGUGUCACAGAUGCAACAAGGAGGAUACGGAGGUGGCUAUUACGGUGGCGGACAAGGUUCGCCGUACCUGCCACAGCCACCAUCACCGUCAGCUUAUGGCAUGGGACCAGGAUCUCCCGGCGGCUACGCGCUGCCACCGUCUUGCGCAUCACACUCGCCAAGCGGCUCAUCGGCAAAAUCAGAGCCCGUAUCACCAGGCCCACCGGGUAUGAAGCGCGAGUUUGCACAUGAGCCGCCAGCACAGCUUAAGCGAGAAUUUGCACCGCACGCACACGCACACGAGCAGAUGGCUAUGAAGCGCGAGUACGGACAACAGGACCUGAGCCACAUCAUCAACAUGUAUCAUGUACCGGACGAGCAGCGAUACGCGGCCGCCGGUGAGCGGGUGAUGCCGCUCAUCUGA